Hemibagrus wyckioides is the source of this 1627-nucleotide messenger RNA. RefSeq names its product arsenite methyltransferase (gene as3mt). NCBI's taxonomy places the organism in Eukaryota, Metazoa, Chordata, Actinopteri, Siluriformes, Bagridae. The record is from RefSeq and is a predicted model, not a curated record. Gene Ontology annotation, cellular component: cytosol. Gene Ontology annotation, molecular function: arsenite methyltransferase activity. Gene Ontology annotation, biological process: toxin metabolic process; arsonoacetate metabolic process. The transcript has 11 exons. The coding region runs from base 206 to 1339 and encodes 377 amino acids.
UGAAUUUUUACUUCCGGCUCAAGUGGAGAAAAUAUGUCUCUGUAGUAGUGCUAUAUAAGUGGGACAUUUCUGGACAUUUGGGGUCCAGCCAUUUGUGAACAAUUACUGGAUGAAUCAGUUCAGGGAAUCAGUGAAUCGGUUCAGGGUCAGAAUGGAUUCAAUUUAAUAAGCAGUUCAGUUUGAGAAUCGACUCAGGCUUGCGAAAAUGGAAAGAGGACACAGUGAACCAGCUGCUGAACAUAUUCAUGACCAGGUUAAGGAAUAUUAUGGGAAAAUCCUCAAGCAGAGUUCUGAUUUGAAGAGCAAUGCAUGUGUCCCUUCAGCUAAACCCAUCCCUGACUACAUAAGGAAAGCUCUGACUGAGGUUCACCCGGACGUCACGGCAAAGUUCUAUGGCUGUGGUUUGGCAGUGCCUGAGUGUGUGGAGGGCUGCAGGAUGUUGGAUCUCGGUUGCGGAAGCGGACGUGACUGCUAUGUGCUCAGUCAGAUGGUGGGCAAGAGCGGACACGUCACUGGACUCGAUAUGACAGAAGAUCAGCUGGCGGUUGCAAGAAAAUAUCUAGACUAUCACAUGGAGAAGUUUGGGUAUAAGAAGCCAAAUGUGGACUUUGUUCAAGGAUACAUCGAGGCACUGAGGGAAGCAGGGCUGGAGGAAAACUCUUAUGACGUAAUCAUAUCAAAUUGUGUGGUGAAUCUUUCACCUGACAAGGAAAGCGUCCUGAGAGAGGCCUACCAUGUCUUGAAGGAAGGGGGAGAGCUGUAUUUCAGUGACGUUUACAGCAAUGCCCCAAUUUCAGAAUCCCUUAGAGCCAACAAAGUUUUGUGGGGUGAGUGUCUGAGUGGAGCUCUUUGGUGGGAGGAUCUGGUGCGAUUGGCUGAGGAAGUCGGGUUCUGCAAACCGCGAUUGGUCACAGCUAGUGUCAUUUCUGUAGGCAACGAAGAUCUCGAGAAACUUCUAGCUGACUACAAGUUUGUCUCUGCUACGUACCGUCUCUUCAAGUCACCGAAGAGUUCUGAGAAGGAGCGCUGUCUUGUCAUGUACGAUGGAAACAUUACGGGAUUGGAGGAGAAGUUUGAGUUCGAUGCACAGUACACGUUUAAGGUGAAUGAAGUGAUGGAGGUGGAUGGAGAUGUGGCCAACAUCUUGAAGAACUCUAGGUUUGCUGAAGAAUUCACUUUUCAGACUCGAGCACAGAGCAGCACAAAAUCAGGAUCAUGCUCGGCCAAACCCAAGGUCAUGCCUGAGAGCCCAUUCGGACUGGCGGAGCAGCUGGGAAGUGCGAGUGUGGCUUCAUCCACAGGGCUGUGCUGUGGCCCUCAGGAGUCAUGCUGCAAGUGAAAGCACAGGAAAUUAAUCAAAGUAUUACGCUGUGAAUUCAGACCGUAUAAAUUCAUAAAGUCAUGUUGACUGAACAUAUAAUUAAUAUUAUAUAAUAAAAUAAACUGUUGAACAAUCAUAGCAUGAAUCCAAGUAUUCAUAUAAGGAGAGAUAAUGGAUAUGUAAUGAUGUAAUAAUGCAUGCAGUAAUGUGUGUAAUAAUUCAUGUAAUGCUUUUUAACAUUUAAACCUAGUGACCUAAGUAAAUUUCAAUUCAUUUAAAUUAAAAUAAAAUAAUGGUUACAGAGUG